AUGCUGUUUUCAAAUUACGGCGAUUUUCAAACAGAAAACAGGACAAGAUUAUCAGCUAAACUGAGACAAGAUCGGUUUGUUCGUCGACUUAUUGGAAUGCUAGGACUUCAAAGAAAGCUAAAGACGAUUCUCCUGGUUUUACUAGUCAUCUACUUAUCCAUUAACAUUUAUUAUACUUCGCGUACCAUUAUUCAAAACGAAGCUCAAAUAGCUAUGUUAAAGAAAGUGCUCAACAAACCGCUAUGCGUGGCACAUGAGAAAAUUGUUCAAAGACUUCGACGAUUAACGAAAGACCUCAAUUACGUGCGGAUGUCCGUGGAUCGUGAUGUAGCCAUGGCAAGAAUCAUCGACGACCAUUCCGAUAAUCUACGAAAACUUCUCCGAGAAGUUGAGUUGAUUACGAGAUCGAACUUGGACGAUGAUAGGCUUAAACGGCUCAGCGGAGACGAGCCGAAAGCAUCAACAAUUGUCUGCCCGGAACAUUAUAGAGGAUCAAUGUUUGGUUAUCCGUUUUAUAGACAAGGCUUUGAAAUGGAAGACUGUUCCCUAAGAAAAGACUUAAAAAUGCACGUGACAUUAAUUUUUGAUGACUUAUUGGUGACAAAGUUAACGGGUCAUUUAGCCUUGCAAACUAACCAAUCAGGUGAAAACAGCCACUUCAAUUGGUUUCUUGAAUUUUUUGAUAGCGUACAUCGUUUAUAUCCCGGAGUCAGAACGCAUUUUAUUUUAGGGAAGAACUGGAACCAACGCUCCUUUGAAGCGAUAAACAAUAGGGCGACUGCCAAAUUAUACAAAAAAGCUUCAUUUUAUUCUUUAAGAGAGAAUGUGUUCAGUAAAGCAGAACUUCUUCAGAACAUAAUAGAUGGAGUAAACACAGAGUAUGUUUUAAUUGUACCUCAUGUAACCCACUUCACAGAAGAUGUGAACCUUGAAAGGCUCCUAAGAGUUCUUUCAACUCGUGGAAAAACCUUUUUUGCUGGUGGCAGCUAUAGAAAUUUAACGGGUCACUGGUCAAAUGGUUGUCUUCAAACGCAGCUCAAAAAUUAUACCUUGACUUACAGGUCCGGCUAUUAUCACUCUAUUGACGAGUGUUUGGUUUGCGACCACCUGUCGGGUCCAUUUCUCGCAAAAACUUCUGCACUUAGAGAUAUUGGCUUUAAGCUUAAUAGUGGACACGGAACUUACCGAGAUUUAUUUUUGAGAGUAAAGGAUCGAUAUAGCAGAUCUCAUCAGGGUGCGACCGGUUAUGGUAUUCAAGCUACAGUAGUGAGUUGCCCGGAUGUUAUGUUUCAUGUGAAGAAUCCUUACGUGGACGAUGAGGAACUGGUCGACUUUGCAAACAAGCAUGAAAUUAAAAAGAUAGUCGAAGAAGACGGCAGAAACAGGUGGUUCGGUUGUCGAAGGGGAAUAAAACAUCGUAAUGGUGAAAAGUGUCCGAUAAAGUCGGGGCUUGCUGUUCCGCCAUGUUGUCUGGAGAACUUAGCUGAGGCAAUUAUAUUUAUCAUGUCCCAAUGUCGCGAGAACAAUGCAUCAUGCGAACUUCAAGAAGGGACUUUAUUAGGUGCUGUUAAGCUAAACAAAGUGUUACCUUGGGAAAGAGAUGCUGAUAUAACGUUUCUAACGGCGGAUUUUCCGAAGCUUGUCAAGCUACAAGACGUGUUUAUCAAACAGGGAUAUUUAAUUACUACUAUCAGUAAGUAUAAUAACUCAAGAGUGUUGUUGGCAAGUCUUAAGAGGCGUAUUAAAUCUUAUUAAUCAAACAGAGAUUGUCGCACAGAUGGGUAGAGAUGGGUAGUCUAACAGCGACUAUAGUCUUCUGAUUGUUCGAGUAGAAGUCUACAGUUAAAACUACUGUAAUUUUUUCGUUCCUAGAGCAACCAUGGUGUUGCGUGGAAGACAGUUUAGCCGGAGGAAAAAUCGAGUUGCUUGCGGACGGUUGGUCCAUUCAGAUGUAUGGUCAGCACAGGAUGAGCCCGAAAGGAACCAACACCAAUGGGCUCCAGCCAACAAAGAUCCAUUUCAGCAACAGCUGGCUCAAUGCACCUUUCAAUCCAGGCCUUUAUGCUAGAAACCGCUAUGGGAAAGAAGUAUACAAGCAUGCGGAACACUGGCUUUCCACAGGCAAACAGUCUGGCUGGGACGCAUACGAGACUGGGGUCUUUAGUUCAUGCCCUGUAAAAGGAUUUCACGGUUGUCUUGAUCAGUAUCAGCCUGACGGGUCAAUACAGUUCGAAAAUCAGUGUUAA
Molecule: messenger RNA, 2246 nt
Organism: Porites lobata
Lineage: Eukaryota; Metazoa; Cnidaria; Anthozoa; Scleractinia; Poritidae
Source: the annotation of a GenBank genome assembly